GCCCCGGUCCCAAGAUUCCUGCGAGCCUCCACGGCUUCAUUCAGCAGGCGGUGCAAAAGGCCAUUCAGGAUGCCAUUGCCGGCUUCGACAUCGCCUCUCUGCUGGGUGGUGCUGCCGCCCCGAAAGCCCGGCUCAAAAAGGCGGCCUCCAACCUUGCACGCGCCGGCGGCUCGCAAGCUCGAGCUAGCCCAACCCGACAGGUCACCUUAGGCAAAGGGACCGGCAAGGCACAGCCGACCAACCAGCCCAAGGCCGAGGAUCAGUGGACCACUGUGCAGCGCCGCAAGCCUGAUAAACCCGAGGCCCAGUGGAAGCUCCGAGCUACCGACUGGGAUGCCAAGGUUUACAUGUACCAUGAGGUUGCCGAGGCGCUUCAGAGUUUGCCGGGCGGCGGGUCCUUUAAGGCGGUUGUCUUGUGUGAGUCUCAGGACCAGCUCGAUACCAUCGCUGGGCUGCUCAAGCACUCGGGCACCCAACAUGCUGUUCGCUUGGUGGUUGUUGCUGCCAAGGCCUCCGAGGGCGAGCGUUGCCCGGGUGAAGUGGGCUCGCAAAGGGCCUUCCGCCAUGUGCAUUUCAGCAAGAUUUUCACUGCGGGCCUUCAGGUGCCCGGGCCGGCGGUCACCGGGGCUGCCCUUAAGCCUGUUGCCGAAACCCCCACCAUGAUCUUGUAUGUCCGCUUUCAUAAGCAGUUCAUGCUCAAGGCCAAGUGGGAGGAUGCCCUUCGUGCCCCACAGGCCGCCUUUCACUUGUGGGUGGCCACUCACGGCCUUCGGGUGCGGGACUCCUUUGCCUGGUCCAAAGAACGCCAAAACCAAGAAGUCUCUUCGGUGUUUGGGCUCGCGAGGGUCGAUGUCGCUGAUGCACAGGCCAUCGUCGCUUUGAGCGGUCAAGGCCUCUUCGUUGACCCUUCGAAACGGUCGGGGUUCCCUGACUACACUACCGAGUGGAUCGACAAGCUCCCGAAAGAACAGCCCCUGGACUACCUUGCUAGGGCCGGUGCUCUAGGAGCUCAGUUUGGCCUGGUGUGUGGCACUCGCAGCCUGGGGCGCCGUACGGCGGAGAACGGAGCCGAGGGCCAGACGCUCUGGUGCCGAUGGGCGCCGCCGGCACGCACCGUGCAACGCCAGGCGAUUCACACUUCGGGUUCGUGGUCGCUUGUUCGCCCUGCCGAUCCCUUUGCGAAGUCUGAGACCACAGCGCAGCCUAAGACCGAUAAGCCCGAGGAGCCCCAAGGCACCACUAGCCCGGCUGACGUCGAGAUGGCCCCCGCGGGCCAGGCCCAGGCACAGGCACAGGUUGGCGAUAAGCAGCGGGCCCCCGAUGAUUCCGCCCCUCCUGCUAAGAGGCGUCAGGCUGAGCAACGGGCCAUCCCGCCAGGCCUUGUGCUGCAUGAGAUUCCCAAGGAAGGCAAUUGUCUUUUCGAGGCAUUCGCCAAAGGCUUGGCUGCCACCACUGGCAAAGAACAGCUUCACCACCUGUUGGUGCGAGCUGAGUUGAUCCAGCACUUCGUCAAGAACCGCUCGGUCUACGAGGCCCAGUGGGAUAAGGAGCUACCAAACGGAAGCCAAGGCGAGAGCUUUGAAUUGUACAUCGAGGAAAUGGCCAAACCAAAGGUUUGGGGCGGCCUGCUUGAAAUCCGGGCCCUGGCCAGGAUGCACAACGUGCGCAUCACCGUCGUGCCCCGGGCUUUGUCCGAGCAAGUUUUCACUGUGAAGCCGGGACAGAAGCAAAGGCAUGUCGUGCUGCUCUUCUCCGGCAGCCACUUUGAUACUUUACUUCCGGUGGAAGGGAAGGACUUCCCGCAGCAAAUCCGUGAUGUUGUGACAGAGCCUCCCAAAAUCCCGAUGAGGGGAGGAGGGGCCAGCAGCAGGCACACUGUGUGGACAGAUGGCUCUGAGGGGGGCGGGCCGAGCGCUCGCACCGUUCCGCGCCAGAGCGUAGGCCGCAAACGUAAGCUUGAGCCUGUGCUGGCUUGUUCCGGUUCUAAGGGCAGCGCCCGGCGCUCCUCGGGCACACGUCAGCCUCCCUCUAGGGUUACCAAGUGGACGGUCGCGCCGCCGAUCCCGCCAGAAGGCGUCCAUGAUGGUGCCAGUCGGCACGCCGAUGAGGAUGCAGCUGCGCAAGCUCGGGCUGAGGAUCACCUGGAGGCGAUGGUGCAGGAAUGCGCUACCGGUCCAAAGCGCAAGACAGGUUUGCUACCGCUGACCCG
Symbiodinium sp. CCMP2456 is the source of this 2209-nucleotide messenger RNA. The record is from the annotation of a GenBank genome assembly. Lineage: Eukaryota; Dinophyceae; Suessiales; Symbiodiniaceae.